Messenger RNA from Lindgomyces ingoldianus, 1263 nucleotides. RefSeq lists its product as uncharacterized. NCBI's taxonomy places the organism in Eukaryota, Fungi, Ascomycota, Dothideomycetes, Pleosporales, Lindgomycetaceae. The record is from RefSeq and is a predicted model, not a curated record. The coding region runs from base 1 to 1263 and encodes 420 amino acids. The transcript has 14 exons.
AUGACAGAAACUUACACUCUGUUCGCUUUCCCUUUAGUUCUGGCAAGACGUUUAAUAUGUGGGCUUCCCCAUAGCUAUGUUCCACGUUUUCUUGACCCUAAAAGACGACUACGCUUAGAUGGCGUUGGAAUUGUCGUGGGGAAGAAUCCCGACGUGAGGUGGAUAAGGGAGGAUGUUGAGUUAUGUGGUUUUCUCCGCACUCUUGGAGUGUUGAUGGAUGGUGUAUCUGUCACGCCUCCGAAUGCGGUCGAGAUGUUGGGUGCAAACGGAAAUCGCCUAAUACCUAAGCUAGAAGACAGAUUUUCCGAUAGUCGCCUUGGAGCAGACUUGGGUAUGAGGUUAUUUACCCCUCCCUUCCCAUUUUGCUGUUCUUCUCUCACCCUCCUGCUCACUCUAAUCCUCUUGAUAGCUCUUUUCGGCAGAAGUUGCGAAAACGUAAGGACAAUAGAAAAGGCUGGGCUCUUUUCCUCGUCUUCAACCCCUCUCUUUGUCCUUAUCAGUGAAUUCUCGCCUUUUACGGCCAUAUCGGACCUCCUUAGAUAUUUGAAUGCCCAAUCAAAGGUCGCUUUUUCAUCUACGCUCCAUGCAAUGCCUUUGAACGCUCUCGCAACACUCUAUUGCUAUGCAUCUGAACGAAUCGCUUGUGGGUUUUCCGUCUUCUGUGAUGACUUCCGCAACAUGACUUCCGUAUUCUUCAUGGUCACCAACGAGUCUCAGCCCCUUCAAUAUUAUUCCCAGGUCUUUUCGACAACAUCUUCAAAUCUAAAUUGCCUGCGGAGCCCAACUAAUAUAUACGUUGGGAAAGACUUCCUCCUCACUAUCGCCUUGCGGCGUUGGGGGCGUUGGGAAUCUCUACAUUACGAUAUCAUGCCUAGAUUCAGACUAAGUAUACAAGAGGGUCGUUACGAAUUGGAUUUUCAGAAUAUGUUCCAAUUCCUAGUCGAGUGUAUCCUGCAAACACCCUGCGACGCUCUUCUUCAAUAUCCUGAGCCUAGCUGUUUGACCCUCCAUGGAUCUUCCACCCCCUCUUUAAGCAAUGCGGACUCCAACCAGGUCAAAAUUGCUCUUCUCUAUUUCCCCUUCACUUUAAAGAGACCCUUUCCCUCCUCCCUCCUCUCCAUCCUCGCAGAUGUUUUUCACGCGGUUCGCCAGAGUCUAGUAAUGUGUAGCAUUGCGGUGCGUAGCGAAGCUAUUAAUGAGCAUGAUAUUGGCCGAAAGAUCUGUCGUCAUGCACGCCUCUGUCUCGUUAGUCACAAUGUGUGA